This is a messenger RNA of Phycodurus eques (leafy seadragon), 902 nucleotides long. It is a transcript of the gene ndufv2, whose product is annotated as NADH:ubiquinone oxidoreductase core subunit V2. Gene Ontology annotation, biological process: mitochondrial electron transport, NADH to ubiquinone. Gene Ontology annotation, molecular function: NADH dehydrogenase activity. The record is from RefSeq and is a predicted model, not a curated record. The transcript has 8 exons. Lineage: Eukaryota; Metazoa; Chordata; Actinopteri; Syngnathiformes; Syngnathidae. Bases 99 to 824 code for a protein of 241 amino acids.
GGCAUUGUUAAUCAAGCGUCGAGUCGCUCACCUCGCUAUUCGCUGCUGUCGUACCGUAUGUUUGUUGACUCAACCGGGACCCAACGUCAAUCCUCGGAAUGUUGUUGUCCUUUCUUGCUCGAUCUGCGGUGUCACAGACGGUGAGGGGUCUUCAUCGAUCUGCUGCUCGCACCGGAGCUGGUGGCAUAUUUGUGCACAGAGACACAGCAGACAACAAUGCAGACACGCCAUUCGAGUUCACAGAGGAGAACAAAAGGAGAAUUGAAGCCAUAAUUUCCAUGUACCCUGUUGGCCACAAGCAAGCAGCCACCAUCCCUGUGUUGGAUUUAGCCCAGAGACAACACGGAUGGCUCCCUGUCACCGUCAUGAACAAGGUGGCUGAAGUGCUGGAGAUCCCGCCCAUGAGAGUGUACGAGGUGGCCACCUUCUACACCAUGUUCCAGCGCCAGCCUGUGGGCAAGUACUUAAUCCAGAUCUGCACCACCACGCCGUGCAUGCUGUGCAACUCGGACAGCAUUCUGGAGGCCAUCAAGAACAAGCUGGGUAUCAAGGUUGGCGAAACGACAGCAGACAAGAUGUUCACACUAAUCGAGGUGGAAUGCCUAGGCGCCUGUGUCAACGCGCCCAUGGUGCAGAUCAAUGACAACUAUUACGAGGACCUCACCCCAAAGGAUAUAGAGCAUAUUAUUGACGAGCUCCAAGCAGACAGAAUCCCGCCACCAGGGCCCAGAAAUGGCCGUUUCUCCUGCGAGCCUGCUGGCGGACUAACCUCCCUGACAGAACCUCCUAAAGGGCCCGGCUUUGGCGUGAGGGCAGACUUGUAGUACACUCUGCUUUGUUGUCCAAAAGUACUUGAUACUCUUGUUUGAUGGGGACAUAUGUAAAUAAAUUAAAUGUCUGUA